This is a messenger RNA of Asparagus officinalis (garden asparagus), 2166 nucleotides long. RefSeq names its product hydroxyproline O-galactosyltransferase GALT2-like. Gene Ontology annotation, cellular component: Golgi membrane. Gene Ontology annotation, molecular function: galactosyltransferase activity; carbohydrate binding. NCBI's taxonomy places the organism in Eukaryota, Viridiplantae, Streptophyta, Magnoliopsida, Asparagales, Asparagaceae. The transcript is spliced from 7 exons. Bases 146 to 1957 code for a protein of 603 amino acids. The record is from RefSeq and is a predicted model, not a curated record.
CUUCCCUCCGUUUUUUUCCCUUCUUCGGUUUUCUUAGAUUUUUCUCCCCCUAUAAACCCUCAAAAUCUCCAAAAUUUCCGAUUAUUUUAGCCCUCGGAGAUCAUCCCGAUCUCCCGUUGCUUCUCCAUCCAAAAUCCUAACUCCGAUGAAGAGAUCGAGAAGCGACGAAUCCUUCGCCUUCCGAAACCCUAGAAAAUGGCGCCCCUCUCACUUCAUCCUCGUCGCCGCCGCCGUCUACAUCCUCCUUGUCUCUCUCAGGUCCCACCACGUGUCAACCAGCGGCGGUGAAACCGUAGAAAGCGGGUUGGACUCUGAUCCGCCACCGGAACCCGUCAAGAACCCGUUAAGCUGGUCCGGUAAUCUAACGGUGAUCGAGACAAUGGCCCAAGAUGCUUGGAAUUUGGGGGCGAAAGCCUGGGAAGAGAUUGAGAAGUAUCAAAGUGAUAGUUUGAACUUAGGUCAGAAAAAGGUGGAAUCUUGCCCGUCGGAAAAUAUUUUAAAUGGGAAGAAACUGGGGGUGAAUGAGGCGGAGGAAGUGAUGCUGUUGCCUUGUGGAUUGAAGGUGGGUUCGUCGAUUACAGUGGUUGGCACUCCAAAGAAUGAUGAUAAGAAGAAUAUGUCGCAGUUUAUGGUGGAGUUGCAGGGGUUGAAGGCGGUGGAUGGAGAGGAUCCACCGAGGAUAUUGCAUUUCAAUCCAAGGUUGAAGGGGGAUUGGAGUAAUAGGCCGGUUAUUGAGCUUAAUACAUGUUAUCGGAUGCAAUGGGGGAAGCCAAUGAGGUGCGAAGGGUUCUCAUCGGAUUGGGAUGAUGACGCAGUCGAUGGAUACAACAAAUGUGAGAGAUGGGAACGUGCUGAUACUUCUGACUUGAAAGAGUCCAAGACAACUUCAUGGUUUAGUCGAUUCAUUGGUCGUGCAAAGAAGCCAGCGAUAACAUGGCCUUUUCCUUUUGCAGAGGGCAAGCUGUUUGUCAUGACGCUUCAAGCUCGCAAGGAAGGAUAUCACAUCUAUGUUGGAGGUCGUCAUAUAACUUCAUUUCUGUAUCGACCAGGAUUUAUUCUUGAAGAUGCAACAGGUUUAGCAAUCAAAGGAAAUAUAGAGGUUCAUUCAGCAUACGCCACUUCUCUACCUACUAGCCAUCCCAGUUUUUCAGUUCACAAUGUCCUGGAAAAGUCAGAAAGGUGGAAAUCGCAUCCUGUUCUUCGAGGUCCUGUUCAUCUUUUCAUUGGUAUUCUGUCUGCUACCAACCAUUUUGCUGAGCGCAUGGCUGUGAGGAAAACCUGGAUGCAGUAUCCUGAUAUUAAAUCAUCAUACGUGGUUGCUCGUUUCUUUGUUGCAUUGAGUCCAAGAAGGGGAGUAAAUGCUCUACUGAAGAAGGAAGCAGAAUAUUAUGGAGAUAUUGUGAUCUUACCAUUUAUAGAUCAUUAUGAGCUCGUGGUUCUUAAAACCAUUGCUAUUUGUGAGUAUGGGACUCGCAAUGUUACUGCAGCAUAUAUUAUGAAGUGCGAUGAUGAUACCUUCGUUCGUCUAGAUGUCAUAUUGAGAGAAAUGGAUAAACUUUCAAACAAAAACUCUCUUUAUAUUGGUAACCUUAAUCUCAGGCAUAGACCUCUCAGAAAUGGAAAAUGGGCUGUUACAUAUGAGGAAUGGCCAGAAGACAUAUAUCCACCGUAUGCCGAUGGACCGGGCUACAUAAUCUCAAAUGACAUCGCAACAUUUAUAGCCUCCAAACAUGCAAAUCAAAGACUAAGGAUAUUCAAGAUGGAAGAUGUGAGCAUGGGCAUGUGGGUUGCAGAGUUUAAUGCUACUUCCAGUGCUGUUCAAUACACACACAGCUGGAAAUUUUGUCAAUAUGGGUGCGUGGAGAAUUACUACACCGCACAUUACCAGUCACCGAGACAAAUGAUCUGUUUAUGGGGUAAAUUGGCUAUGGGUCAGGCACAGUGCUGCAACUUUUGAAAGCAUUUCGGUUGGCUUUACUUUGAUUCAUUUUAGUUGUGUACCAUUCAUUCUUCAUUCUUAUGGCAGGCUUACAUUUUUACUGUAUGUAAAUUCAAACAAAUCUCACUUGUAAUUUUAGAUGAGGGAAGAGCAUACUGUACUUAUGAUUAAAUUUUUUUAAUUAUUUCAAUGCAUUUUAGAUACCACAAAUUAAUCAUUUACUAUUC